AUGGCGUCACGAAAACGAGGAAUAACGCCGGCACGAGACCAAGUUCGACGUAAGAAGCUGUCUCUCGACGAGACCGACAAUAUUGAAGUUUUUUGCCGUCUUUGCCCGUAUUCUGGCUCGACGCCAAGCCUCAAGGCAAUCGAUGACCUAUCCAUACAAACAUUGCUUCCGCCACCCCAAUUCAGGCGUGAGAAUGCACCACAAGUCGAGAAAAUCUUCGGAUUUGGACGUGUUUUCUCAGAAGCCGAUGGACAGGAAGUCGUUUUCGAACAAACUUCUGUGGACUUGAUUGUAAAUCUUCUGAAGGGCCAGAACUCUUUGUUAUUCACUUAUGGAGUUACCGGAUCCGGAAAAACGUACACAAUGACUGGAAAACCCACGGAGAGCGAUACGGGAUUGUUGCCUCGAACACUCGAUGUAAUUUUCAAUAGUGUGAAUAAUCGUGUCGACAAAUGCAUAUUCUAUCCGGCGGCUUUGAAUACUUUCGAGAUUCGUUCAACCCUCGAUGCUCACAUGAAACGCCAUCAAAUGGCCACCGAUCGUCUUUCCACAUCUCGAGAAAUCACCGAUCGUUACUAUGAAGCUAUAAAGCUAUCUGGAUAUGACGAUAACAUGGUGUGCUCCGUGUUUGUUAGUUAUGUUGAGAUCUACAACAACUACUGCUACGAUUUAUUAGAAGACGCUAAGAAUGGAGUGUUGACAAAGCGAGAACUCCGUCAAGAUCGCCAGCAACAAGUUUAUGUCGAUGGAGCCAAAGAUGUGGAAGUAUCGUCGAGUGAAGAAGCUCUCGAAGUAUUCUGUCUCGGAGAGGAACGUCGACGUGUCUCGUCCACUAUUCUUAACAAAGAUUCGUCUCGUUCUCAUUCUGUUUUCACUAUCAAGUUGGUCAUGGCUCCAAGAGCCUACGAGACGAAGACUGUAUAUCCAGUAAUGGACUCGUCGCAGAUUGUUGUAUCGCAGUUGUGCUUGGUGGAUUUGGCAGGAUCUGAAAGAGCAAAGCGUACCCAAAAUAUGGGAGAACGCCUCGCCGAAGCCAAUUCUAUUAAUCAAUCUCUCAUGAAUCUCCGACAAUGUAUCGAUGUUCUUCGACGGAACCAGAAGAGUACUUCCAAUGUCGAACAAGUUCCUUAUCGUCAGUCGAAACUGACACAUCUGUUCAAGACUUACCUGGAAGGCAAUGGAAAGAUCCGAAUGGUGAUCUGUGUAAACCCUAAACCAGAUGAUUAUGAUGAAAAUCUGAGCGCUCUCGCUUUUGCCGAAGAAUCUCAGACGAUUGAAGUUAAGAAACAAGUUGAAAGGAUGCCAACGGAUCGUAUUCCUCAUUCUUUCUUCUCGCAAUGGAACUCUGAACUCGAUGGAGCAGUUCGAAUCGACGUUGACGAACGCAGUGAGACGCCAUGUCCACCAACAUUCUGUUUGAGGGAUUACAACGACAACGACACUGUUGAGUCGAUGCGUAAUUAUGCCCGGAAGCUUGCCGAGCUUCAGAACUCGUCAGAAGACGGCGCAUCGACUUCUCUGUUAUCGGUUAUUCGUCAAUAUAUGAUGGAGGCUGACUACCAGCGGAUCGAAAUCGCCCGCCUCAAAAACAGUCUUGAUGAAAGAGAUAAAGAAGUUGAAAGAUUGACCGGAUUUGUCAAAAAAUACAAAAGAGAAUGUCAUGGAUUGAGAGAACGUGUUGCGAAGUACGAACAAGGAGAACAGGAAACCCAAAUGGCAAUGGAGAAACUUGUCGAGCAAAACAUGGAGGACCGGAAGACGAUUCAAUCACAAAAGAAGGCGAUACGAAAUGUUCGUGGAAUCAUAGACAACCCAUCGCCAUCUGUUGCUUCCCUCCGAUCUCGUUUUGAUCAAGAGAAUAUGGGACUACAGCCGACUGCUCCAAUGCAAACACCACCUCCACCAUAUCAAACUCCUGGACGACAACCUGUAUUCAGAAAACGGCUCGAAAUGACCACCUCGACUACUGCAGUCAAUAGUGCCUCCUCUGGAGCUAACGGACAGCAGGGAUACGUGAAUCCAAAGUAUCAAAGACGCUCGAAAUCGGCAUCGCGUCUUCUCGAUCACCAGCCACUUCAUCGCGUGCCAACUGGAACGGUUCUUCAAAGUCGUACCCCAGGAAAUGCGAUAAGAACUACUAAGCCAGAGCUUCACCAACUGAACAAAUCUGGCGAAUACCGUUUAACUCAUCAAGAAGUUGAUCAAGAGGGCAACAUCAGUACCAACAUAGUCAAGGGAACUUCGAAUAUUCCAAUGGUUCGAAUGGAGGACUCGCAAAGCAGUUCAUAUUCACCUUGUUCUGAUGUUAAGUCUAUAACCAUUUACUCGAAUUAUGAAGAGUUGGAAGAGUAG
This is a messenger RNA of Caenorhabditis remanei, 2352 nucleotides long. RefSeq lists its product as uncharacterized. The coding region runs from base 1 to 2352 and encodes 783 amino acids. Gene Ontology annotation, cellular component: kinesin complex; microtubule; nucleus. Gene Ontology annotation, molecular function: microtubule binding; ATP binding; microtubule motor activity. The transcript is spliced from 8 exons. Gene Ontology annotation, biological process: microtubule-based movement. NCBI's taxonomy places the organism in Eukaryota, Metazoa, Nematoda, Chromadorea, Rhabditida, Rhabditidae. The record is from RefSeq and is a predicted model, not a curated record.